AUGUCCCGUGACCUACAAAAUCAUUUGUUAUUCGAGACCGCAACCGAGGUUGCUAAUAGGGUCGGUGGUAUUUACUCAGUGCUAAAGUCCAAGGCCCCCAUUACCGUUGCACAGUAUAAGGACCAUUACCAUUUGAUUGGGCCCUUAAAUAAAGCCACCUAUCAAAAUGAAGUUGAUAUACUGGAUUGGAAGAAGCCUGAAACCUUCUCCGACGAAAUGAGGCCCGUACAACACGCCUUACAGACAAUGGAGGCGAGAGGUGUUCAUUUUGUUUAUGGGAGGUGGCUGAUUGAAGGUGCUCCGAAAGUAAUUCUUUUUGAUCUGGAUUCUGUGAAAAGUUAUUCGGACGAAUGGAAGGGGGACUUGUGGUCAUUGGUAGGAAUUCCUUCUCCCGAAAAUGAUUUCGAGACGAACGAUGCUAUCUUAUUAGGUUAUACGGUCGCUUGGUUUCUAGGUGAAGUGGCUCACUUGGAUUCUCAGCAUGCAAUUGUUGCGCACUUUCACGAAUGGUUAGCCGGCGUUGCGUUACCCUUAUGCCGUAAAAGGCGUAUUGAUGUAGUUACCAUUUUUACUACUCAUGCCACUCUAUUGGGAAGGUAUUUAUGUGCUUCCGGUAGUUUUGAUUUUUACAACUGUCUAGAAAGUGUUGAUGUCGAUCAUGAGGCUGGCAAAUUUGGCAUAUACCAUCGUUACUGUAUAGAAAGGGCUGCGGCUCAUUCUGCGGACGUUUUCACAACAGUGUCACAAAUUACCGCUUUUGAAGCAGAACAUCUUUUGAAAAGAAAACCUGACGGGAUCUUGCCCAAUGGUCUAAACGUUAUCAAAUUUCAAGCGUUCCACGAGUUCCAAAAUUUGCAUGCUUUGAAAAAGGACAAAAUCAAUGACUUUGUGAGGGGUCAUUUCCAUGGUUGCUUUGAUUUCGAUCUAGACAAUACCUUAUACUUUUUCAUUGCUGGCAGAUACGAGUACAAAAAUAAAGGUGCCGACAUGUUCAUUGAAGCCCUAGCCCGUUUAAAUUAUAGACUGAAAGUAUCUGGAUCUAAAAAAACAGUAGUUGCGUUUAUUGUCAUGCCUGCCAAAAACAAUUCGUUCACCGUUGAGGCUUUGAAAGGUCAAGCAGAAGUUAAAGCAUUAGAAAAUACUGUAAAUGAAGUGACCUCAUCAAUUGGCAAAAGAAUAUUCGAUCAUGCCAUUCGGUAUCCUCAUAAUGGGCUGACCACGGAAUUACCCACGGAUUUGGGCGAAUUAUUGAAGAGCUCCGAUAAAGUUAUGUUGAAGAGACGUAUCCUAGCUUUAAGGAGACCUGCGGGGCAGUUACCUCCAAUAGUAACACACAACAUGAUCGAUGAUGCUAAUGACCUAAUUCUGAAUAAAAUUAGACAGGUUCAACUAUUUAAUAACCCAAGUGACCGUGUCAAAAUGAUUUUCCACCCUGAGUUUUUGAACGCAAAUAAUCCAAUCCUUGGUUUGGAUUAUGAUGAAUUUGUUCGUGGCUGUCAUUUAGGUGUUUUUCCUUCAUACUAUGAACCUUGGGGGUACACACCCGCGGAAUGUACCGUAAUGGGUGUUCCUUCCAUCACAACCAACGUCUCUGGUUUCGGGGCCUACAUGGAAGAUUUGAUUGAGACCAACCAGGCUAAAGAUUACGGUAUUUACAUCGUAGACCGUCGUUUCAAGGCACCUGACGAAUCUGUGGAACAACUGGUUGAUUACAUGGAAGAAUUUGUAAAAAAAACAAGAAGACAAAGAAUUAACCAGAGAAACAGAACAGAGAGGUUGUCUGACUUAUUGGACUGGAAAAGAAUGGGUCUUGAAUACGUAAAGGCAAGACAGUUAGCGUUAAGAAGAGGCUAUCCUGACCAAUUCAGAGAAUUGGUCGGUGAAGAACUAAAUGAUACUAACAUGGAUGCUUUAGCGGGGGGUAAGAAACUAAAAGUCGCAAGGCCGCUGAGUGUGCCAGGCUCACCAAGAGAUUUAAGAUCGAACAGUACAGUUUACAUGACUCCUGGUGAUUUGGGGACUUUGCAGGAAGCUAAUAAUGCGGACGAUUAUUUCUCAUUAGGCGUAAAUCCUGCGGCCGAUGAAGAUGAUGAUGGCCCAUACGCCGAUGAUAGUUGA
Messenger RNA from Saccharomyces kudriavzevii IFO 1802, 2118 nucleotides. RefSeq names its product glycogen (starch) synthase GSY2 (gene GSY2). The transcript has a single exon. Gene Ontology annotation, cellular component: cytoplasm. Gene Ontology annotation, molecular function: alpha-1,4-glucan glucosyltransferase (UDP-glucose donor) activity. Gene Ontology annotation, biological process: glycogen biosynthetic process. NCBI's taxonomy places the organism in Eukaryota, Fungi, Ascomycota, Saccharomycetes, Saccharomycetales, Saccharomycetaceae. The record is from RefSeq and is a predicted model, not a curated record. Bases 1 to 2118 code for a protein of 705 amino acids.